Symbiodinium pilosum is the source of this 318-nucleotide messenger RNA. Lineage: Eukaryota; Dinophyceae; Suessiales; Symbiodiniaceae. The record is from the annotation of a GenBank genome assembly.
GAGGUCAUUCAUGCGAACAAGGGCCUUUCCACGCUGAGGGAGGCCACGUACUCCUUGUUCGUCGCGGGCAUUGGCGAAGGCUUUGUCAGCAACUUCCUGCCGUCCUUCUUCACCUAUAGAAUAUCAGGCAUCUUUUGGCUCGUCUUCUUGGUCAUCGGACAGAUCUUGCUGCUCAACCUCGUCAUCGAUGCCUUUGUGGCAGCGUAUUUGAAGGGCUCAGAGGAGGAGCUCGACAGGAAAGCCUCUGCCCAGGCGAAGAGCAUGCUUGGCGCCUUUAGGACUCUGUCAGCAGAUGGCGACCAUCGAAUAGUGCCCGAC